AGAAUCAUGUUUAAAACACAACCCAUUGGGUUGUUUUCCCAUUUGUUUUUCUCUGCUUCCUAAGCCACACUUGUGUCAUCUGUCUAUGUCUGUUGCAUCUUCUGCUCCCUUUUCUCAACACUUGAAAUGGGGCAUGAAAGACUCAAACUUUGAAUUUCUUGUUUAUUAUUUGGUACCCUUUCUUUAUUUAUACCAUUUCUCCUUCUAAAAACCCCUCCAAACCAUCACUUUUCUUCUACAUACAUCUUGUCUCCAGUUCUUGUAUUUCUUAAUAUUAUACUCACACACACAUACACACACUUGUGUUUCUACUGUCAAGUGACCUUUUGUUUUUUAAGUACUCUUUUCAAGAACCACUUAAUUUGUUGUUUGGUGUACUGUUGAAGUCAUUAGUACUUUGUGUGUGAAGAAACACACAGUGAGAUUUUCAUGGAAAUUGAUCUGAACCAAGUGGUUGAUGAGGUGGGAAGAGCUGCAGAUUGUAAUGGGGAUUGCAACAAGAGUGAUGGAGCUGUUUCUCCAACAUAUGUGGAGCUUUGGCAUGCUUGUGCUGGUCCUCUUAUCACUCUUCCCAAGAAAGGGAAUGUAGUUGUUUACUUCCCACAAGGUCACUUGGAAACUUCUCCUUUUCCACACACUCAAAUGCCCAAUUUUGAUCUUAGACCUCAGAUCUUUUGCAGAGUCAUGGAUGUUCUACUAUUGGCUAAUAAAGAGAGUGAUGAAGUCUAUACACAGUUGAGUCUGCUUCCUGUGCCAGAGCUGUUAGGCAUGAAUUUAGAGGGAAAACAGAAUGAUGAUCUAUGGGUGGAUAAGGAGGAUGAGGAGGGUGCUGGUCUUAUGCCCACAAAAUCAACCCCUCACAUGUUUUGCAAAACCUUGACUGCGUCAGAUACCAGCACACAUGGUGGAUUUUCUGUACCUCGCAGAGCUGCAGAAGACUGUUUUGCACCUUUGGAUUACAGAGAGCAGAGACCCUCUCAGGAGCUUGUUGCGAAGGAUUUGCACGGGGUUGAAUGGAAGUUCCGUCAUAUAUAUAGAGGUCAACCAAGGCGACAUUUGCUUACCACUGGGUGGAGUAUUUUUGUAAGCCAAAAGAAUCUUAUUUCAGGAGAUGCAGUCCUUUUUUUAAGAGGUGAAAGUGGAGAGCUAAGACUGGGGAUCAGAAGAGCUGCGCGACCUAAAAAUGGGCUUCCUGAUCAAGUCACUGGGAACCAGAGCUCUAGUUACAAUAUUCUUUCCUCGGUUGCUAAUGCAGUAUCCACCAAGAGUGUGUUUCAUCUUUUCUACAGCCCGAGGGCAACUCAUGCAGAAUUUGUUGUGCCCCAGCAGAAGUACAUGAAAAGCAUUAAGAGUCAGAUUCUCGUAGGUACACGAUUCAAGAUGAAGUGUGAUGUCGAUGAUGCCCCAGAAAGAAGGUUCAGUGGUUUAGUUACUGGCAUUGGCGAUCUGGAUCCCUACAAAUGGCCCGAUUCCAAAUGGAGAUGUUUAAAGGUUAGAUGGGAUGAAAAUUAUUCCAGUAAUCAUCAAGAUCGGGUUUCACCUUGGGAAAUUGAUCAUUCUGGUUUACCAUCAAGUUUGAGCAUUCAGUCCUCUCCGAGGCUGAAGAAACCGCGGACAAGUCUCCUGGCGACUCAAACUGAGAACCCUAUUAAUGCAAGGGCUGGGUUCCUGGACUUUGAGGAGUCUGUACGAUCCUCCAAGGUCUUGCAAGGUCAAGAAAAUGUAGGUUUAGCAUCAGUUCUUAAUGGAUAUGAUACGAGAAACUGCUCGCACAAUGUUGAGAUCCCGUCAAUAGUGAAUCACAAAUCAGAAGUGAUGGGAAAAAACAAUUUUACUGAAUUUACGAGGACUAAGCCAUUCACUACUUACACUGGCUUUUUGGAAUCCAAUAGGUUUCCAAGGGUCUUGCAAGGUCAAGAAAUUUGCUCGUUGAGAUCCCUAACUGGGAAAACUGAUGUCGAACUUGGUGCUUCAGGAAACAGUGAAACCAGCUGCAAUCUGCAGAACAUGUACUAUAGGCCCGCUGCUAAUUUUCACCCACUAGCUUCAGCAGGUAUUAGAAACAUGUAUACUCCAUAUAAUGACCUCUACAAAGCUGGUCCACCUGGCAUGCUGUCUUACACCAACUUUCCAAAUGAAGCUGUACCACACAAUCCAUCUUCAGUUCACUGUCGAGUUACAAGCAAUGAAGAAAUAAAGCAAAAUCUUUCAGAUAAGUCGAGGGUAGUAGAUAUUAUACCUUCCUGUCACAAUUUUGACGUGAACUCCAGCAAUGAGAAAGAUGAAGGUUCGGUGACUAACUGCAAACUUUUUGGGUUUCCUUUGACUGGAAAAACAUCGACAUCAACGUCUCAAUGUGCAUGUAAAAGGAGCUGUAUAAAAGUUCAUAAGCAAGGAAAUCUGGUGGGCAGGGCUAUAGAUCUCACCAAACUGCAUGGUUAUGAUGAUCUACUACUUGAGCUAGAGAGGCUCUUCAGUAUGGAAAGCCUCCUCAGAGAUCCUGUCAAAGGAUGGCGCGUUUUGUUUACUGAUGAUGAAAAUGAUAUGAUGGUUGUUGGUGAUGAUCCUUGGAACGAAUUCUGUCGAAUGGUGUCUAAGAUACAUAUACACACACAAGAAGAAGUGCAGAAAAUGAUGAUAGGAAUGAUGAGUGACGACACUCAAAGUUGUCUGGAAGAAGCACCAAUAGUUAUGGAUGCUUCAAAAUCUCCAUCUGUUGGACAGGCAGGUUAGUCGUUGGCCAUCAGUGUUUGAACCUCAAGACUACUUUGCUCAUAGUAUGUUGUAUAAGUGUUGCUAUUUUAAAAUUAAGACAUGAUAAUCUAUAUCUUGGUUCCUAAUCUCUAUGUAACCUUUACCAUUACAGUGGAAAAUAAUGCCUUAAUUGUGUGUUCAUUUAUAUGUA
This is a messenger RNA of Daucus carota subsp. sativus, 2905 nucleotides long. RefSeq names its product auxin response factor 4. Lineage: Eukaryota; Viridiplantae; Streptophyta; Magnoliopsida; Apiales; Apiaceae. The record is from RefSeq and is a predicted model, not a curated record. Gene Ontology annotation, biological process: regulation of DNA-templated transcription; response to hormone. The transcript has 12 exons. Gene Ontology annotation, molecular function: DNA binding; protein binding. Gene Ontology annotation, cellular component: nucleus. The coding region runs from base 430 to 2733 and encodes 767 amino acids.